This is a messenger RNA of Schistocerca gregaria, 1497 nucleotides long. Its product is annotated as selenoprotein K-like. The transcript has 4 exons. The record is from RefSeq and is a predicted model, not a curated record. Lineage: Eukaryota; Metazoa; Arthropoda; Insecta; Orthoptera; Acrididae. Bases 580 to 855 code for a protein of 91 amino acids.
CUUAAAUGUUGGAAAUCUGUGGUAUCGACCACGUGGCAAAGCUUUUGUAGCGUGUGAAAAGCCGACUCUAAAUAAUCUCCUAGAAGAAAACAAAAAUAAAUAAACUUGCAACGACUAGAUGGAACUAAAUGUGAAAGUGACCUUAUUUCAUCAACCAAUAAGAAAAUAUUACAGGAUGUAAUGUUUCUAAACCGUUUUAAGAAUUAAAGAGAUCAACAACUACUGAUAUUAAGACUAAGGAACAGUUGGAAUGAAAGUUAAUCUAAUCUAAUCUAAACAGAUAUGCACCAAGCUUGGAUAACUGCAGCGUAGCAGGAAUUAAGAGUAUGACAUUUUACAUAAGAAUAUUGAAGUGUACCAGACUAGCGACACCUAAGCAUCUUAGAAAACGAUGGCAACAAUGAUAGAAAGGUCUUUCGACUGCUAAAUCUCUUUGAUCGCUAGAAAUGUGUCAGGGGUGAUGACAUUUAACUGUUUGUGUGGGAGCUGGGAGUGACUCGUCAUCGAAAUUGUAGCUAAGGUUCCAGACAUGUUUGUAUAAAAACUAGAAAAUUAGUGCAAUCCCAUUUGUUCGAGGAUAUGGUUUACAUUGCGUCGGAUGGGAGUAUUCAGAGAGCACAGCCUUGGAGCCUAUCAAGGGUUGUCUCUUGGUUUUGGGGCUGUGUUGACUUUUUUGUAUUGUUUUUAAAAACAUUAGUCUCACCGGACACAAACAGACGUGGACCGCAGUACACAACUGACUACAGGAGACCAGGAGGUCCAAGUCCACCACCAGCACCUAGACGCCGUCUUGGAGGAUUUGGCAGUGGAGGUACAGCGGAUCUUAGUUCACUGCCUUGUGGUACAGGAGGAUGAGGUUAAGCUUAGCCUCCUAACGGCAUAGCCGUAGGAGGCAAGAGUAUCACAGCAUAGUAUCUUAUCAUAAGAUGCACAAGCUGUGAUAAUACUGUGUGGAUUCUAGCAGAAACACAGCAAUGGCCAUUCCUCUUCUGUUCUAUUUUACUAAAUUUGGUAUAAAUCAAAACUUGUUUAAGCCAUUGUUUGUGCUAACUGCUUAUGAAGUUGCACUAGUAAAACCAGUACACCUGGAGUGGUGCUGACUGAUGUGGGAUCUACACAGUAUACGUACUCCCUAGUUUAGAAAUAUAUAUUUAUGAAGAUCUUGAAAUUGAAGUAUUAUUGUUAGAUGUGUUAAAAUUUCAGUGUAAUGAUAAAUUUUAAUGUAAUUUGAAUGUACAAAUAAAAUACUCCAGUGCAAGUUUGACUUUCAUUAAAAGCUACAUAAUCAUUAUUUCCUGGCAGCUAACAAGUCUAUCGUUUCAAUGAUACUUGGAAUAAGCAUAAAGCAUAUUGCAUAAAAAUGACACACACAUUAACAAUAAAAAUAGAUGUAAUGUUUAUUCUGCAUUGUAUGAUAGUAAUUAAUCUGUGGUAAACUUCUAAGUUAAUUAGUUUUUGGCAUACAGUGAAUACAAUAAAAAUACAUCUUUAUAUGAA